AUGGAGACAAGUGGUUGGGUGGGUGUGUCUGAGUUAGGGUUGAAAUUUAGUGGUUUCAAAAAUAAUUUCGCUGCUUUUUAUAUGAUGGACCCGACCCUUUUUAAACUGCAGUCUUGUGCAGCCAAAUCUAGCAAACAGAUUUUGGCCGUAAAAAAUGCCGCAAUGGAUGCGUUGGAUAUAACGAGCGAAUACCUGGCCUCGGUUCACCAAUCGAUUCUGGAUGCCGCGGUCGAUAGGAUAUCGCAAACAGACAUCCUUUGCAAAAUUAUAUGCAUGCAGGCCCAAUUGGACUCCUUUAUUGCGCAUCUGAAAGACAAGCGAACUCAAAACAUGAUCAAAAAUAUAUUCUUUUUCAUUCCUCUGGUAACUGCUGCUCUUUUCCGCGGCUCUGUGGCAUCAUCGGAUUCGGCAUUUGACCCGAUAUUCGAUGAACACACGCUUACAUGCUAUAUCCCGCAUCAUAGCUCGAAAGAAGAAUAUCUUCCACAAGAUAUCUUCAAGUACAAGGUUAAGGACGAUAAAUGGUACCGUUCCAAUAAGGCAGGCCCGUUAAGCGCCCGGAAUGAUGCGUUUCUGCAAAUCGACCAAAUUCCGGAGGAUGUUCUCACGGCCAGAGACAAGAUCUGCAGGGAGUUUAUUUUGAAAAGCCUUGCAAAAUUGCGCAAUUCUCGCCAAAAUCGCCACCACCGCCGCUGCGCUCGAAAUAAUAUUUUACACACGGAAGAGAACUACUUAAAACCAUCAAAGAAGUCUCAGGAAAAGAAGAAACGAGUUUGUAAGUUGGUUUGUAAUGAGGAUGAAUAUCCCAUCAAUGAGCUUAAACAGGGAAGAGGAAAUUUUGUUUCUUAUCAAAAGCCACUAAAUUGGAAAAGUAUCAGCAGCGAGCUUGGCACAGCAGAAAGCGCUAGCGCAUCUAGAUGUCCUUGCUUAAAAGGCGAAGUGAUCCAAAAAAAUUCUACAAUUUCUCACAAGCCAACUUGCCCGUACACGAGUCGGAUAAAGGAUGAAUCUCUUAUUUCAUUAGUAGGUUCAGGAGAUCUAUGUUCUCAGGUCAAAGCUCAGAUGGCAGGAAAAUCCUCAAAAGUAGAUCUAUUGUCCCCUUGUGCCCAAAAUACACCUAAAUAUAGGGAUUAUUUUGGUUCUAAAAGAAAUUUCCCUCAAAAGGGUUUAUCGAUCGAGCUGCCCGGAAGCAUUCGAAACAGUACCACCUUUAGAAAUUCCCAGGAAAUAGGAAAAAGAAUUUCAAAUUUUGGUGCAAAACACAAUACGGCCGGGUGUUCUUCUUGCACACUUAAAAAUGAGCUAGAUCCUCUAUCUACUCCUUUGGCUAAGAAGAUAACGCAGGAUUUUAAACUUAGAAAUGCCAAAUUACAGGGGAUCGAAAAUGACUUGGGCAUCUUUGAUGACUAUGAUGACGAUGAAUAUGACGAUGACUCCGAUUAUGAUGACGAUGAAGAUGACGACGAAGAUUCGGAGUAUUACGAUGAUGAUGAGGAGUAA
This is a messenger RNA of Mitosporidium daphniae, 1500 nucleotides long. RefSeq lists its product as uncharacterized. Lineage: Eukaryota; Fungi; Microsporidia. The record is from RefSeq and is a predicted model, not a curated record. The transcript is spliced from 2 exons. The coding region runs from base 1 to 1500 and encodes 499 amino acids.